Molecule: messenger RNA, 1611 nt
Organism: Schistocerca piceifrons (Central American locust)
Lineage: Eukaryota; Metazoa; Arthropoda; Insecta; Orthoptera; Acrididae
Product: kelch-like protein 10
Exons: 9
Coding region: 1-1527 (508 amino acids)
Molecular function (GO): protein binding
Source: RefSeq, a predicted model, not a curated record
AUGGGCACCGUGCUUGUGGGGCUGAGAGAAAAGUUGACGCGGCUGCUGAGGUUUUUACCGAAGUUUGGGCGUGAACAUCAGCAGGAACUCGAGCCAGAGGAGCGCGGACGGCUGCUGAGGACGGGGCCGCACUUGUUGAACGCCAGGCGGGCGCUCGCGCUGUCCGAUCUGUACCGGCGGCAGCUGCUGUGCGACGCCGUCGUCCGACUCGCUGACGGCGGAUUCUUCUUGGUGCAUCGCGUCGUCCUCUCUACCUGCAGCAUGUACUUCAGGACACUGUUCACCACAAAGCUACACACGGUCUGCAAGACGGACGUCCUGAUCCCUGGUGUGACGACGGAGGAGAUGAGGCUCAUCUUGGACUACGCAUACCUGCGCCCUCUGCCCCUGAACGAGGCGAACGUCUACCGCAUGCUGGUCGUCGCCGACUACCUGUGCGUGACCGGCCUGCACGACCUCUGCACCGACUUGCUCAUCAGCAUGCUUUCUCCCAGUAACUGCAUCCACAUCAUGCUCUUCGCUAGACAGCCGCCGUGCACUCGGCUGGAGAGGGCAGCGCGGCGGUACGCGCUGCGGCACUUCCCGCGCGUCGAGAUGGAGACGGACGCGCUUCUCUGCCUGCCCGCCGCCGAACUGGGCGCCCUGCUCAACACGGACUGGCUCAACGCGCGCAGCGAGCAACUCGUCUGGUGCUGCGUGCUGCGCUGGACCGCCGUCAACCCAGCGGCGCGCAUGCGCUACCUGCCUCUGCUCAUGCGCUGUGUGCGCCUCGGCCUCCUCGACGUCCACUUCUUUCAGCGCAACGUGUGGGAAGAAGACCCAGCGGGCCCGCGCGCGUACCACGACAUCGUCGUCAUGGGCUCCGACGUGUACGUCAUCGGCGGUUUUAACGGCCGCACCGUCUUCCGGUCGUGCCGCUGCUUCAACGCCGCCGCCCAAGAGUGGCGAGAGGUCGCGCCCAUGAACUUUCGCAGGUGCUACGUAAGCGCGGCUGCCCUAGGUGAACUCAUCUACGCCAUAGGCGGCUACGACGGUGAGGAACGUCUGAGGACCGUCGAGUGCUUCGACCAUUACACCAACCAGUGGUCGCUGGUCUGCCCCAUGAACGCGCCGCGUUCCGACGCCACCGCUGUGGCUUUAGACGGGCGACUGUACGUGGCGGGUGGUUUCGACGGGCAGAACUACCUGCAGUCUGUGGAGGUGUACAGCCCCGUGGCCGACCAAUGGACCCUCAUACGACCCAUGCGCUUCCCUCGCAGCGGCGUCGCCGGCGUCGCCUACUACGGCUGUCUCUACGUCGUAGGUGGAAACAACGGCUAUUCGAGACUGCGGAGCGUCGAGAGAUACGACCCUGCUACCGGCCAGUGGGCGCUAAUCCCAGAGAUGUACACGCCGCGCAGUAACCACGCCAUCGCAGUCAUCGACGACAUGAUAUUCGCCGUCGGCGGCUACGACGGAACUUCAACCGUCUCCUACGUCGAGUGCUACAGUCCUUCCGCCAACGAGUGGACGAAGACCGGGCACUGAUGCGGGACGUGGUCGGCGACUCACGGAACUGCCAGCACGCAGCCUAGACGAAGACCUCAAAGAAGAACUCAAAGAAGAGAUCAC